AAGUAAUAUUUUCGUCAACAGUCACCAGCGAAGUACAACGCAAAAACCAUAAUUUUUAUCACAUACAGACCUUCCAGUGACUAUUGAUUGUAACCAUGGCAACUCAUCUCCCCGCGUCCAGUCCGGGCACCCCCCAGGAAAAGAGGCCCCUGGAGGAUAGCUUUACUAAUGGGGUGUCUGAUAAUGAGGUCUGGAAACGAGAACCCAGUCACAGAGUGUUUGUAAACAGAAGUUUGAAUUUGGACAAGAUCAAAUUCUUUGGCUUUGAUAUGGAUUACACACUUGCAGUGUAUAAAUCCCCCCAGUACGAGACCAUGGGGUUCAACAUGUUGAAAGAACGUUUGAUCACGAUUGGUUAUCCAGCAGACAUCAAAGAAUUUGAAUACGACCCCACAUUUCCUUGCAGAGGACUUUGGUUUGAAAAACAAUAUGGAAACCUGUUGAAGGUAGAUGCCUAUGGAAACAUACUGGUGUGUGUACAUGGCUUCAAAUUUCUGAAAGGGUCAGAAAUAGGAGAAUUAUACCCCAACAAGUAUAUCAACCUGGAUGAGAAGAGAGUCUAUGUUCUCAACACACUAUUUCACCUCCCAGAAACCUACAUGCUUGCCUGCCUGAUUGAUUACUUCACAACCAGUGAAGAAUUUGAGAGGACAACAGAAGGGGUGAGGUGUGGAGAACUAUAUAUGUCCUUCAAGUCCAUUUUCCAAGAUGUCAGGGCUGCUGUAGACUGGGUCCAUUACUAUGGAAGUCUUAAAAAGGACACAGUUGCCAAUUUGGAGGAGUAUGUCCACAAAGACCCAAGACUGCCUAUACUACUGGACAGAAUUCGUGAAAGUGGAAAGAAGACCAUGAUUAUCACAAACAGUGAUUACGAGUAUUCUAAUAAAAUUAUGGAAUAUCUGACAGACUUUCCAGAGACACAAGGGAGGAAAUGGACAUCUUACUUUGACUACGUUGUUGUGGAUGCUAAGAAACCUAUAUUCUUUGAAGAAGGGACCAUCCUUAGAAAAGUAGACACAACUUCCUGUAAACUAAGUAUUGGGCACCAUAUGGGGAAACUUGAACAACACUGUGCUUAUUCUGGAGGGUCCUGUGAGGUUAUAUCUCAGAUGAUCGGAGCCCAGGGUAAGGACGUGUUGUACGUGGGAGACCACAUAUUUGGGGAUAUUUUACGGUCAAAGAAGCAGAGAGGAUGGAGGACAUUUCUGGUGGUUCCCGAGCUUUCCACAGAACUCCAUGUAUGGACUGAUCAGUCGGAACUGUUCAACAAAAUCAAAACUCUGGAACAAACCUUAAGCUAUAUCUACAAAAACCUAGACAGUAGUAAUUUGGAAAAACCAGACAUAACAAAUGUCCAGAGAGCCAUGAUGGACACAGUGCAUGACAUAGACCUGAAAUAUGGAAUGCUGGGAAGUCUAUUCCGAAGUGGUUCGCGGUUGACCUUUUUCUCCUCCCAGGUCCAGCGGUUCGCUGAUAUUUAUGCGGCCUCUGUCAUCAACCUUAUACAUUACCCCUUUACUUACAUGUUCAGAGCACCCGCAAUGUUGUUACCUCAUGAAUCGACUGUGUCACAUGAGACGACAGCACCAACUGAUGACUUUACCAUUGCAAGACAACGAUCUAUAAAUUCUGGGUCCAAGUACGCUAAAGUUUCCCACCUACCACACUCUCGUCCGUCCACACCCACCAAGGUCACCCAUCACCACGACGACGACGACUUUGAAGAGACCAGUAGUAACAGCAGUGAUAAAUCAUCGUAAUUAUCUCACGUUUCUAACACGGCUGUGAAUUCGGGUUUCAAUGUGCAAUGAAAAUCAGUUCAGGAACUUGUUUGUUCACAUUGGUUGUCAAAUACCAUUUGCCCUGAUUUUUUUUUUUUUAUUUCGUACCUCUCAAGUAAGCUAACUUGAAAGGCACUGCCAAUAAACGUUUUAUUUAAUGUUUGCCUAAAACCAUUAGUGCUGUAUUUCGAUAUAAUGUUUAGUUUAGUACAAAAUUUAUAUACAUGUUGUGUAUUUUGAAGCUGACCGGAUCUUGGUGUAUAUAUUUAUUCUUUGUAUAUGAGAUAUACAGUGUAUAUUUUCUAUUUUUAUGUCAUGCAGUUUCUUUUUCUUUCUUUAUAUUUCAACUGUUGAAUUACAUAUUUUUGAGUACACAUGUAUAUGUAAAGUCUAGUCAAAUGUUUCACAAUUUUUCUAGAAUUUCACAUUUUUAACCUGAUUUAUUGAAUUCUAUGUGAUAUAGAAAAAAAAAAAAUUUUUGUAGACAAAAUGGAGUUUUGAAUCUGUGCCAUCAGCUUUACAUAUGGGACCAUUUGAUGCUAAAGUUUUUUUUUACUAUACAUGAAUUUUGCUCCUAUAUUCCCUAAUUCAGUACUUUAAAUAUCAAAAGUUGAAUUUGAAUUCAGAUGGAAGAAAUAUACAUAAACGUAUCCUACUCAUGUACAACUGAACUGAAAUGAUAACCUUAGAAAACCUGAUUAUAAAUUCAUAUCUUCAUUUAACAUGUCAACAGUUAAAAUGAAAAGGGUAUUAUAAAGGUAAAAGUCAUUUAUUAGGAUGGCAUCUCAGUACGUUUAGAGUCAUUUUCAUUAAUUGAAAUCAAAGCUGCUUGUGCAAUAAUGACCUCUGCUGACCUCCCGUUAACUUGUAACAAGCCAAUAGCCAUCAUUUAUAUAACUUUGCUGUAAUCUCCACACACAGUGGACCUCGGGAUUACGUCCAACCAUCAAAUAUUGCAUGACUGUUAUUUUCAGUAUUUAAACUGAUCUUCUUGUACAUGUAUGUGUAUGUGUAAUUUAUAAUUAUCACAAGUGCAAUUACAAGUUUUGAACUUUUUUCGUCUUCAGUGGUAGUCUUGUCUGCACCUAUAUACCAGACAGACUAUUGCAGUGUUAAGUUUAAUGUGUGUGUACAGAUUGUUUGUAGCAGUAUAGUGAUGUUGUCAGUGUUUAUUAGAAGUUAAUGUUAAGUUUUUCAUAGGUACCAGGUGCCUUUAUUUAAUGGUAACAAAGAAAUUGAAAUGGUUUCUUGAAAAUACAACACUGUGAGUUAUGGACCAGUGGUCUUUGUUACAUGUGUCGAGAUCUUACAUUCUAUUUUCUGAUAGUGUUGUGUUUUUUUUUUUAUUUCUGCAAGAUUUUAUUUUUUAUCAGAAUGAUGUGACAUUUGAGAUGGACAGAGAGGGUUAUGAUUAUUUAAAGAAUAAAAAUUUUAGUUAUUUAUGUUAUUUUAGGUUUUUAUUUAAUAUCGAAAUAUGAUUGCAUAUUAGGUACUUAUUCAUGUACAUGUAUUUACCUGGUAUUAUGAUAUUAUAUUCACAUUUUCAGGAGUCAGUAAAGUAGCAUGUAUGCAUUAAAGGUGCUUCACUAGA
Molecule: messenger RNA, 3372 nt
Organism: Saccostrea cuccullata (small rock oyster)
Lineage: Eukaryota; Metazoa; Mollusca; Bivalvia; Ostreida; Ostreidae
Product: cytosolic purine 5'-nucleotidase-like
Exons: 18
Coding region: 96-1760 (554 amino acids)
Molecular function (GO): 5'-nucleotidase activity
Source: RefSeq, a predicted model, not a curated record